This is a messenger RNA of Ceratitis capitata (Mediterranean fruit fly), 1353 nucleotides long. RefSeq lists its product as uncharacterized. Lineage: Eukaryota; Metazoa; Arthropoda; Insecta; Diptera; Tephritidae. Gene Ontology annotation, biological process: DNA integration. The coding region runs from base 1 to 1353 and encodes 450 amino acids. Gene Ontology annotation, molecular function: nucleic acid binding. The record is from RefSeq and is a predicted model, not a curated record. The transcript is spliced from 3 exons.
AUGCCAACUGGCCCGAAACCCCNGCACAACGGAUCUACGACGUCCCACUUACUCGCUGCUAAAAGCAAAGUUGCCCCCCUUAAAACGGUUUCACUGCCGAGACUGGAACUCUGUGGGGCAGUACUUCUCACAAAGUUAGUAAAGCAGAUACAAACUCAACUCGAUCUGCCACCUCACGAGCUAACUUUAUGGAGUGAUUCCUCCAUCGUACUAGCUUGGUUGGAAAAACCUCCAUGGACAUGGAAAACAUAUGUGUCCAAUAGAAUCUCUGAGAUUUUACAAAACGUGAAUAACACUAUUUGGCGACACGUCCCCACCUCUCACAAUCCAGCUGAUUUAGGUACGCGCGGUAUCAAACCUCAGGAGCUUGUCAACUCCCCUCUAUGGUGGUCCGGUCCAGAAUGGUUAACCAAACCAUCAGAAUUCUGGCCGAAAGCUGCCACCUCGCACUCCUCUCCACCAGAACAGCGACAAGCAGAUGCACAUCACGCAGCCGAAAACGUCGAUCUUUUGGAACGCUUCUCAUCCUAUCCAAGGGCACUCAGAGCCAUACACAUUGAACUCUGUUCAGAUUUAAGUACUGAAGCGUUCAAAGCCGCAUUUGCUCGUUUCGUCGGCAGACGUGGUAUACCAUGCAAAAUGAUGUCAGACAAUGGACGAACAUUUAUUGGAGCAAAGCGUAGUCUCAAUAAGGAUCUCAUCGCAUUUCUCGGAGAGAUAUCUGAAGACAUCAGCAGGAAAUAUACCGUCCAUGGCCUCACCUGGCAAUUUAUUCCACCAUAUGCACACCAUAUGGGAGGACUCUGGGAAGCAGCAGUGAAGAGUUUCAAAAUCCACUUCACGAAAAUCGCGAACAAUCAUAAGUUCACAUUCGAGGAAUUCAUUACUCUUCUCGUGCGCAUUGAAGCGGUCUUAAACUCCAGACCGAUCUCCCCAAUGUCGCAAGACCCAGAUGAUCUGAACGCUCUAACACCAGGUCAUUUCCUCCGCGGAGCCCCCAUACACUCAAUCCCAGAACCAAGCUCGGAAAACCUGUCACUCAUAAAAAAAUGGCAAAGGCUGAAAGUUCUACACCACCAAUUCAGCAAACGAUGGAAGACAGAAUAUUUGCAAGAAAUACACAAACGAUAUAAAUGGAAAGGACAGGAAUCCAAUCUCCGUGAAGGAGACCUCGUCAUCAUUAAAUAUGACCUUCUACCACCGAACGAGUGGAAGUUAGGUCGAAUUAAUACUCGACUUUCGCAAGUGCCGCUUAUGCUACCGCCCGCAUUCCCUACGAUACUGUCGUUCUUUCCUGACGAUGACGCCCGACGAGAGGUACGAGUCUGCAAAGGCACAUCGCUAUUGCAUUAA